Messenger RNA from Panicum virgatum (switchgrass), 1255 nucleotides. RefSeq names its product PHD finger protein ALFIN-LIKE 2-like. NCBI's taxonomy places the organism in Eukaryota, Viridiplantae, Streptophyta, Magnoliopsida, Poales, Poaceae. Gene Ontology annotation, biological process: regulation of DNA-templated transcription. The record is from RefSeq and is a predicted model, not a curated record. Gene Ontology annotation, molecular function: transcription cis-regulatory region binding; histone binding; transcription coregulator activity. Gene Ontology annotation, cellular component: nucleus. The transcript has 4 exons. The coding region runs from base 157 to 885 and encodes 242 amino acids.
UCUCGCCUCGCUCCCCAACCGCAGGCGCCGCCGACACCGCCCCGCCGCAGCCGAUGGAGGCGGCCGCCCCCGUCUCCUCCGCACCCCGCAGCGUCGGGGAAAUCUACAGGGACUACACCGCCCGCCGCGGCGGCCUCGUCCGCGCGCUCACCUCCGAUGUGGACGAGUUCUACGGCUUGUGCGACCCAGGUACGACCGGAUCGGAUCUGGGGCUCGGACUCCUGGAUUGGCGGUGUCUCCGCCGUCCAUUGGUUGGGGUUUGAUUGGCUCAGCUCUCUGCCUGGUUGGGCUGCAGAGAAGGAGAACCUGUGCCUGUACGGGCUCCCGAACGGGGGCUGGGAGGUGGCGCUGCCGGCGGAGGAGGUGCCCCCGGAGAUGCCGGAGCCCGCGCUGGGGAUCAACUUCGCCAGGGACGGCAUGAAGCGCCGCGACUGGCUCUCGCUCGUCGCCGUCCACUCCGACGCCUGGCUCAUCUCCGUCGCCUACUUCUAUGCCGCCCGCCUCAACGGCAACGACAGGAAGCGCUUAUUUAACAUGAUCAGUGAUCAUCCAUCUGUUUAUGAAACAAUGGUUGACCGGAAGCAAAGGGAGAAUAAGUCUGGUGCUGAUAACAGCGGCAAAUCCAGGCACUCAACAAAGCGAUCAAAUGAUGGCAAGAUAAAGAACUCGAGAUCCACGGCUGUUGAAGAUGGGUACGAGGAUGACGAAGAGCACAGCGAAACCCUCUGUGGCACUUGCGGCGGUUUGUACAACUCGAACGAGUUCUGGAUCGGAUGUGACAUUUGUGAGCGGUGGUUCCACGGCAAGUGCGUGAGGAUAACACCGGCGAAAGCGGAUCAGAUAAAGCAGUACAAGUGCCCUGAUUGCUCCAAGAAAAGCAGGUAAUAAAACCUUGGAGCUGUGGCCUCCCAUUGCUGACUCAGCUGAUCAACCAAACAAACCCUCUACAAUUUGGCUGUAGAUGUGAAUUGCCAUAGGCAUUGUGUUGUGUUAGAUGCUGGAAAAAGACACACAGGAUAGUUGGAUCUAAUAGACUGGUGGUUUUGCUUUUGCGCUUGUUUCAUGGACAUGUGGAUACUGGCCAUUUAGUCUUGAGAAAUCAUUUGUUGAUGCCAUCUUGGUUGGUGUGAUAUUUGCUUCCAUUCGGUAAUCUGUGUUGUGGAUUCGACCAUUAGGAUGGUCGUGGCGAAAAAUGAGAUUUGUCACUCCUUGUAGUGCGCAUCUGAGGAUUUGUAAAACUGAUUAGUUUCGGCUU